UUGUUGGUUUGGUUGGACUUGAAAAAUUCUUUUGUUGUGGUUGCACUACUUAAAACUUUAGAUGAACCUAUUUAGUAGUUACUUAAGAACGAAGCCAUACAGCCGACGGAUCAAGUAGGCAACGUAGCGCGUCCAGCGUCCAAAGAGCUCGUUCGCUGAUGUGAACAAGCUGGCGGGUUCAUAACAAACAAGCAUUGGAACAUUCUUUUUCCCUACCGUCGUCGCUACCAGCAUGGACGGUCAUAUCAAUAUAGAUCAUCAUCAUCAACCAACGGCAACGGCACAAGAUGCGGCAGAUGGUCGCGGAACGCGGAAACGCUGGCAAAAAAUGCCCACAGACGCUAACAGCUCUCCACAUCCGUCCUAUGGGACAACCGAUUCCAUCCCGCAAGUGACAAUACGUGAUACCAGCAGCCGUGGAAGAGCGGGCACAUCUAGGGGUCCGCCGGGAAAUGUUUCCCGACAGCGGCAACAGCAGCAGGAACAGGAACAGGCAUUAAACGAAGAGGAAGGACUGAAAUAUGGUGCGCAACAUGUGAUAAAACUGUUCGUACCGGUAACCCUCUGCAUGAUGGUCGUUGUGGCCACGAUUAGUUCGAUCAACUUUUACACCAUCAAGGAUGUGUAUCUCGUUUACACACCGUUCCACGAACUAACGGAUGACACAGGCACCAAAAUAUGGAACGCACUAGCGAAUUCGUUGAUCCUUAUGACGGUGAUUGUAAUCAUGACGAUACUACUUAUCGUCCUGUACAAACACCGCUGCUACAAAGUCAUCCACGGUUGGCUGAUUCUGUCGUCCCUGUUGCUGCUGUUUCUGUUUAGUGGCCUUUACCUGUUUGAAAUUUUGCGAGCAUACAAUGUGCCGAUGGAUUGGUUUACGGCGGGACUGCUUGUGUGGAAUUUUGGUGUGGUGGGCAUGAUCUCAAUCCACUGGCAGGGUCCGCUACGGCUGCAGCAGGGCUAUCUAAUUUUUGUCGCCGCCCUGAUGGCGCUGGUAUUUAUCAAGUAUCUUCCAGAAUGGACCACAUGGGCUGUUCUAGCUGUGAUAUCAAUUUGGGAUCUUAUUGCCGUACUUACGCCCAAGGGACCGUUGCGCAUCUUGGUUGAAACGGCACAGGAGCGAAACGAACAGAUCUUCCCUGCUCUCAUCUACUCAUCAACUAUCAUGUAUUCCUACCUCGGCACACACACGGAUUCGGAUGGUCCAGCGCCUUUGUCGGGCGAGCGGACCAUAGGCACGGGUAGUGGCACCGGAGGAGGAAGCCGACAGACAGGUGGAUAUGGAGCAGUCAGUAGCCACGUUCCGCCCCAAACCGGAGCAACCGUAGAAGGUAUGCCUCUGGUUGCCUUUCGCAAUGAUAGAACGCAUGAUUUACCAAGGGAUCAAUCAGCAGGUUUCACUCAAGAUUGGGCGGCAACGGCUAAUCAACGAGUAACGCGGCGACAAAUUGAAGUGCAGGCCAACAUGGCCAACAAUCCGUCCCGGCCCGAGUACCGCACGGUCACAGCAGAGACAGCCCGUACUGGAGCGGAUCAGCCACAUGCAUUGUAUGAGCAAGAAGAAAGAGGCAUUAAACUUGGCCUAGGAGACUUUAUUUUCUACUCCGUGCUGGUGGGCAAGGCGUCGAGUUACGGCGAUUGGAACACGACAAUAGCAUGCUUUGUAGCAAUUCUGGUGGGGCUCUGUCUUACGUUGCUGCUGUUGGCCAUCUUUCGCAAAGCGUUACCGGCGCUGCCGAUCUCCAUAUUCUUCGGGCUUAUCUUCUGCUUCGUGACAAGCGUUAUCGUGAAACCGUUCACGGAAGCACUAACGCUGGAACAGGUGUUUAUUUAGUUAAUGCAGCGGGUGACGUGCUAGUGGGGACGUUUUAGAACGGUUUGGAUGGAUGAUGAACCAGCGUGCAAGCUGUGUUUUCCAGCAUAUCUAGCUGUGUUUAUUUAUAUCAUCAUAUUUUAAUGUGUAAUCAAGCAAGAGAGAAGCACUAAACGCGCUAACGCUCUACUAACAGCAAAAAAAAGCAAAACGAGCAGUCCAAAUAAUGCUUGAACAGUACAGAAAAUGCAGACUUAUGCGUGGCUUACAAUUUAUCAUUGUGCAAUUGUGUAUUCCGUGUAUCACCCAAACACUCACACACACACACAUACACAUACGUAAGUGUUCGAUCGGUAGAUAAAUGUGUAAUAUCUGAAUGUCAGGACAAAAUCCUGCUCUGCCCACGUAUGUGCAGCGGUGACCCCUGCUACCAGGUUCUGGGGAACUUUUUCUCAAAUGCUCGAUUCGGUGUUAGCCAAUGUCCCUGUCGUUGUCCGGUAGGAUGCGUUUUCCUCCCCAAUGUUCCGAGCAUUUAGCGCCAGGAGCGAUACAUUUUGCGUAUGACCUGGGCUAAUCGAAUUGACUGCGUAAAAUUUGUACCAUUUUAAGACCGGAAAUGUAAUCGUUAUGCUAUUUCUUUUCUUUACAUAAUAUACAACCAUAAAAUAA
Molecule: messenger RNA, 2485 nt
Organism: Anopheles moucheti
Lineage: Eukaryota; Metazoa; Arthropoda; Insecta; Diptera; Culicidae
Gene: Psn
Product: presenilin homolog
Exons: 8
Coding region: 233-1837 (534 amino acids)
Biological process (GO): calcium ion transport; amyloid-beta metabolic process; negative regulation of apoptotic process
Cellular component (GO): neuronal cell body; ciliary rootlet; Z disc
Molecular function (GO): aspartic endopeptidase activity, intramembrane cleaving
Source: RefSeq, a predicted model, not a curated record